Paraglomus occultum is the source of this 979-nucleotide messenger RNA. NCBI's taxonomy places the organism in Eukaryota, Fungi, Glomeromycota, Glomeromycetes, Paraglomerales, Paraglomeraceae. The record is from the annotation of a GenBank genome assembly.
AUGACAGAUAUGCAAUCUACAAUUAUUUCGUUAAGAGAAUUAAAUACCAAGCUUACAUUCGAAAUUAGUGAGCUUAGAAAGAAGUGCGCCAAUCUUGAAUCCGAGAAUACAAAAUUAAAACAAGACAAAGAAGAGGUUGAAGCCAGAUUCUUGAAUUUAGAGCAGAGAGAUAGAGAAAAAACUGACCUUAUUGCUAAACUGAAACACGAUGUCUCGCUAAUUAAGGAACAGAACUCGCAAAACAGUAAUAGGUACAUCCCUGAACAGAUAGUCCUCUCUAAAAGUAAUGUUAUAAGCCAAUGUAUCGCCCAUGCCAGCUCUACUGGUACUAGUUCCAAAUUGUUAGAGGAUGAUAUCCCCACAUCUAAUAUAUCUGAUAACACAUCUAGCGACAAAGUGACUACCUCCGGCAACUCUGAUAUAUAUCAGGAUUCGUCAACCCCCACGUCUCCCAUUCCUGCAAAAACUAUAUUAUUGGAAGAGAAGGAAGAAAAUGAAUUUAUGAAUUUGCAGUAUAAGGAACAAGUUAGUAAAGAGAUAAUGGAGAGAAUUAGGGAAAUGAAACUUCGGGAUCAAGAGACGCCCUUGACUCCUGAGAAUAAUACACCUAAUAUUCCACGUGAGCAAGGUUUAAUACAAGAAAUAUCAACAUCUAUCAAGCAACAAACACAAAGUAUCCCUUCUCCUGAAAUAAAUAAUACGAUCAAAAUUUCAGCGAACAAUGUUCGUCCAAAUUGUGACAAUUCCGGAAUAACACAAGACUCAGAGACCCAAGAUAUUAUCUGUCUAUAUCAAAAUGCGUGCGAUGCAGAAAAAGACGCAAUCGAAGCUAAUCGAAAAGAAAUUUUGUGUUGGUGUUUCUAUGCUAAAAGAUUCAAAAGCAUGGUUAAAGAUUUUAUGAUCAAUGAUGGAAUUGGUGAGAAAAAAUCAAAGGGUCGAGUAUACGAUUUUAUUAUCAAGCAACUCCCUGCUACCAAGC